Scylla paramamosain (green mud crab) is the source of this 6768-nucleotide messenger RNA. RefSeq names its product beta-parvin-like (gene parvin). Gene Ontology annotation, molecular function: actin binding. NCBI's taxonomy places the organism in Eukaryota, Metazoa, Arthropoda, Malacostraca, Decapoda, Portunidae. The record is from RefSeq and is a predicted model, not a curated record. Gene Ontology annotation, biological process: actin cytoskeleton organization; establishment or maintenance of cell polarity; cell projection assembly. The transcript is spliced from 15 exons. Bases 220 to 1749 code for a protein of 509 amino acids. Gene Ontology annotation, cellular component: focal adhesion; cytoplasm; actin cytoskeleton.
GUGUGUGUGUGUGUUUAUCUGAGUUGACUCGUGAUUGAAGUGAAGUGAGCCAGUUUUUUUUCUCUCUCCCUCUCUCUCAUUCACUCACUCACUCACUCACUCACUCACUCACUCUCACUUUCACUCUUGCUUUUGUUUAUUGUUUUUUUCACGUUCUGUUCUUUGUUAUUGUUGUUUUUCUCGUGUUUUUCUUCGUUUUCUUCUUUGUUUUGUUUCAGCAUGGCGACCCUUAAAAGCCCAGUAAAAUCCAGAUCACCCUCUCCUGCCCUCUCCACCUCGCCUGACCUCCCUCUGACACAGGCUCGCCUGCAGAAACCACAGGACUCCUUCUUGUCAGACACCUCAGAGGACGAGCCGGAGCUGCAGGGCCUCUCAACCUCCUCUGUAGAAGCCUCCCCAUGUACGUCUCCUGCCCCUCCGAGGAUCAUUAACUACAUGCCCAAGAAAGUGCAGUUUGUCUCCGCCAGUGUCCACGGUGACGAUGGGGGAGGGCUGCACGAGGCGCCGUCCCCACGCCAACAGCAGGUGGUCGGUGGCGUGCAGGGUCCCGCCAUCGUGGUGUCCGACCCUGACGACGCUGAGGUCCUCCUUCUGGCGCAGUCCGCAGGGCAAGGAGAAGGGGACGAGGGCGGGGUUGGCACUAUGAAGAUGGCCACCACACGACCGAAGUCACCCCGUCCCAAUACUCCACGGAAGGAUGAGCCCAACGAGUCCUUCUGGGAUAAAAUCGGGACUCUGGGACGCAAGAAGAAGAUCAAGGAAGUCCAAGAGGUGCAGCAUGAGGGGAAAUAUGCCAUUGACUCCCCAGGCUCUCCGAUGUCCGUUGAUGUCCCUCCUGACGACUACAACUUAGGGGACAACGAGGAGAGGUCAAUGAUAGAGCCGCGAUCCUACGACGACCCCAAACUGAAGGAACUAAUACUGAUUCUGGUGGACUGGAUCAAUGACACCCUGGCUCCUGAACGUAUCAUCGUCAAGGAUAUCGAAGAGGAUCUGUAUGACGGCAUGGUCUUCCACAAGCUAAUAGAGAGCCUGACGAGGAACACCUUAGACGUGCAGGAAGUGACACAGAGCGAGGCUGGACAGAAGCAGAAGCUGGCUAUUGUCCUCAACGCUGCUAAUCAUAUUCUAGGUAUUAAUCGUAUGGAGCCUAAGAAGUGGUCGGUUGAGUCCAUCCACUCCAAGAACAUUGUGGCUAUCCUCCACCUCCUGGUCUCCCUCGCCAGGCACUUCCGCGCGCCCAUCAAGAUGCCGGAGAACUGCAUCAUUAAGGUGGUCAUUGUACAGAAGAGGGAUGGCCAGCUGCACCAUCGCAUUGUGGACGAGGAGCUGACGGGAACCUACGACGACCUGGGCUUGAGGUGCGAGAGGGACGCCUUUGACACACUCUUCGACCAUGCCCCUGACAAGCUGCAGGUCGUCAAGAGGUCUCUCAUCACAUUCGUUAACAAGCAACUCAACAAGAUCAACUUAGACGUGAUGGACCUGGAAAACGACUUCAAUGACGGAGUGUACCUGUGUCUCCUGAUGGGGCUGCUGGAGGGCUACUUUGUCCCCCUCCACCACUUCCACCUUACACCGAAGACGUUUGAGGAGAAAUUCCACAACGUGUCUCAGUCGUUUGAGCUGAUGAUGGAUGCUGGCCUGGCCAAACCCAAGGCAAGACCAGAAGAUAUUGUGAACAGUGACCUCAAAUCCACACUGCGGGUUCUGUACAAUCUGUUCACCAAAUACAAGAAUGUUUCCUAAGUCUCUCACAUAAAGAACCACAAUGCCUGAAUCUGGAGAACUACAUACUUAAGAACUGCAAAAUGAGCAAGACCAAAUUCAUAAGGACAAACACCCACUAGCACCCUCUCCCAUAGCAUCCAAUCCCAGCCAAACCUCACACAAUUCCCUCAACACUUUGAUUCCUGCAGUGUGUCCCCAGUGAAGCUCUCGACACCCUGGCACCAUGCUGUGGCCUCCAGGGAUUCUUGCCACCUCGAAGACACCCCCUUCCCUCGAGUACUCCUACCCACUCCCUCCUUCCAGCUUCCCUCCAGUGCCAGGGGCCUUAAGUUAUGUAUUGUUGGGGAGAAGCGAAGAUGUGUGGUGUAAUGUAGGUAAAGUUGAUAGUGUAAUGUGAGUUUGAGAUGAGGACUUAGUAGUUAAUUAAGGAAUGAUGUGCCAAAGAGCAGCAAAAAGGGUUAAUCUUGUUUGUAAAGGAAAGUAGAAAGUUGUAAUGCAAACUUGAGGAAAGUGCCUAUUUUUUUAAAUGGUGUAGCUGGUGUAAUUUUAACUCAAGGAAAUUGUUAUUAUUAUUAUUUUAUUUAUGUUCUUUUUAAUCGUAUUGGUAAAAGAUUGUGAGUUGAAGUGUUUUUAUCCAUUGUGUUGGUUUUUAACAUUUAUCAGUGUGUGUUUCAAGGUGUAGCAUACACAGGUAGUGAAUAUCAAGAUGGAAGGGCUUGAAAACACACACACACACACACACACACACACACACACACACACACACACACACACACACACACACACACACACACACACACACACACACACACACACACACACAGCUUUUAUUACACACAUCAGUAAGAAAAACAUAUUAGUCACUCGUAUAAAUGCUUAGAGAAAUGUACAGUUUAGCAGUAGAAUGACAGACAUUGAUGAGGGAAAAACUGGAUGCACCAUUACAGAAGCAAGACUGAAAACACCCAUACACACAACACACAAACAAAGGUUUUAUCACACACACGUCAGUAAGAAAAAUGUAUUAGUUACUCAUAAAAAUGCUUAGAAAAAUGUACAGUUUAGCAUUGCAUGAGGGUGACAGGCCAGAUUUGUGUCACUUUCCCUUGUUUUGACAGUGACGGUAUCAGGGAAGCCUUACACUUCCCUGAGAGUGAGCGUAAGGAUGAGGGAGGUUUAGAGUUUAUGAGUGUGACACCUCCAGACACCUUGGCCUUAGUCUGGGAAGUGAAGGGUUAAUGGUGCCUUUCACUAACUAAUGUUAAGUCUGUCACCUGUGCCUCAGAACAUUACACAUUGAAAUUAACAAUAGGUUUUAUCUUAGCGUUAUCAGUAAGUACGGAUCGGAUUUUAAAAUAUGUAUAGUUCUAUUGCAAGUAUGCCUAACAUAAUAAUUUACUAAUCUGUUAACACUGUUUUUUAUAAGACGUUUAUAAGAUUUGUAAUGAUGUGCACAAAUUGUUGGCAAAAUGGUGCUCUUCUUAAGUCUUCAUCUGUGGCGGCAACAGCAGUACCUGAACCACAGAUUGCUUGGUCAUCAGCGCCAGGUGAGGCCACAGCCGCUCUCAGCCCCACCUCACACCACAGUACACGUCAUUAAAGCUACACUGCUGCAGAAGACACACACACACACACACACACACACACACACACACACACACACACACACACACACACACACACACACACACACACACACACACACACAUCACUUCAUGAUGUUUGGGAGUCAACAUAAAAGCAUUAGAGAAUAAGGGAAACAGCAAGAACCCACGAGGCCUACACAUGGCAUUCUCUAAGUUAUUGCCAUAGUCUGUUUCUUGAAGCACACUCAAAAAACUCUUCACUGAGGAAUUGUCAGUUUAAAACAAUAUCCCUUGAAGCACUGUGACUCAGAAAACACCACACUGAGGAAUUAUCAGUUUAAAACAAUUUAUUUCUUGAAGCACUGACUCAAAAACACUACACUUCUGCAGCACUGUGGCCUUAGAAGUAUGGUGCAUAAAACACUUCACUCAGGCAUUGGUAUUUUUCAACAAUCCAUUUCUCAAACCAUGUGACUCAGAAAUGGCACACUUCUGAAGCACUGUGGCCUUAGAAGUGUAGUGCGGUGCUGAGGUGAGGGCUGAGUGUGAGGGUGAAGGUGCCAAGGUGCUUCCACUGAGGGAGGCACAUCUUGCAGGGCCAGUGUGCUCUCUACACUAGAAGCUUUAAUGUGUUCACUAAGGGGGAUGAGGUGGUCCUCCUCCUUCCCCCUCUCGCUGUAGUCACAAACGCAAUGUGUCUUCAAAAUGCGAUAGGAUGUAAUGUUAAUGUGUAUGCCAGUAUUAACCUAGAAAUCUUAACCCUUUGACUGCUGCAGCUUCUUACUCUGAAAUUAUAUUCUUGUAAAGUUUAGCUAAGGGUUUUAGCAAGACUACUCACAACAAAAGGUACGAGAUGUCUAGUAAAGUUUAGUAACUGUAGCUGAAUUUUUGAUAAAUGCUGAGGGUCGCUUAAAUCACAUCUGCCACUAGCAAUCAAAGGGUUAACUAUUAGUUUUAUGCGGGGCACCUCGCCGGCGUGUGUCCGUGACGUGCUGCCGAUGACGACACUCUCAGUGAUCUUGGCAGUUCCUGGGAGCUUAGUGCCUUGUCUUGUCCUGGUUGUUAAUAAUGCUUGUAGAGUCUAUCACAUUAGGGGUAAGCUGUUCACUCAACCAUAAGCAAAGGCAGAUGGAUGUUGUAAUGUGGAGGUCACUUUUAAGAUACCUUGUUUUAUUCUUUUCUGUUUUUGUUCCCUGUUGUCUCCCAGUUAGAAGUAUGUUGAAGUUUAAUGCACAGAGAGAAACAUGAGGUACAGGCUGGGUUAGAUAGAAUGAAGUGCAUAUUUUGUCUUGUUCAGUAGCAGACCCAUUCAAGGUUGUGUGACAGUGUUGGUUGUUAAACAUGAAAAACCAGAUGAAAACAAAAUUUAUUCACUAAACUUAUAAUCAUCAAAGUUAGUAUAACUGGACUUUUGUGGAAUUAAUAAGUUUGAGGCACAUAUAUAUAAUGGACAGCAUUAAUAUUCUGGCCUAUUUAGCCUUGAUGCACACAAUACAAGGCCUGGCAAGUCUUGUAAUCAUGAAUAACAAUCAGGAAUUACAGAUAAACUUGAGUAUAUAAGAAGGUUCCAAAACAAACAUAAUUCCAGGUGUUUUCUUUACUCAGUCUCAAAGUAGACUAAUCUAUUCUUCCAUUUUCUAUACUCAACCUCAAAGCACAGACUAAUUUAUUCCUCCCAGUAUCCAAUAAUUUUAAUUCUUUUCUAUACCCAGUCUCAGAGCGCAGACUAAUUUAUUCCUCCCUAUAUCCAUUCAUUUUAGUUCUUUUCUAUACUUGGCCUCAAAAUAUCAGUGUGUGCCUAAGUAUCAUCAGUGUGCCUCCCACCUCACCUUAACCAGCACUACCUGUAGUCAGUGGAGGUAACAGAUGACCCUCUACCAGUCCUGGGAUGAGUUACCUUAAUGAACCAUUGUAACUCUAAUUUAUAUCACUAGUCUAAGGUAAUCUGAGUUUGCAUUUACAUAGUCGCUGAGCACUAGUAUGCACAGGCUCGAGUGUGUGUGUGCAUGUCCUCUUAAAAUUAAUGGCACUUAUAUAUCUCAACUGGACUUUGAUGUGUUGGAAGUAGAAUUGUAAUGAUAAACUGCUGCACAAGCCAAACAUGUUCCCAUCACACACCUAUUUGUUUUUUUUUUUAGUUUAUUUAUUUAUUUUUUAUUCACUUGAGCACCAACAUACCCACCCGUAAUGGUUCUAUGAUGUGCCUUUUAAUAUAGCUUUUUUUUUUUUAUACAUAUAUUUCCCCAUGUAUAAUGUUCAGUAUUUGUCAUGUAUACAUACACGUGUGACGGUGCUCAGUCCAUGCAGCGUACAGCAAUGUUUAAACAAAGUACGACACUAAUUAUUACCUAUUUAUCACCCAACGUAGCACAGUUUUCACAUAAAGCAAGAUGGUUUUAAUACCUCUUCAUUAUUUAUGCCAAUAUACAGUAAUCUCCACAGUAAGUACAACAAUCUCACAUGUUUGUUUACGCCACUGUAUAAUUUUCAAGUAACGACAAUCAGAGCCUUGUGUUGUCUUGGGGCCAUAUUCUGAAACACCUCUGUAUCUCACCUCCACUACAUUUAAAACCCUCUAGUUAAAGACACAUGGAUUUUCAAGGGUGUUUUUGUUUCUAGUGACAGAUUAACAAGAUUUCUACACUAUGAGCAAGAGAAACACUCUUGAGAACCCAGCUAAUCAUCUCCGUGACCUUGGGAAAAAAGUCGUGGUGAGAACAGAGUGUUUCAGAAUAUCGGCUUUGGUGUGUAGCUUCUUGUGGGUGAGGGAUGAGUGUGUAGGCAACAGUGACAUACUCUAGUGUCUCUCUGGUGCCUUGUUAAUGUAUAGCAGAACACGUAAAUGAAGAUAAGUGCCUAUUUGUACCCACAGGACUGAAUAAUGUGAUGUCUCAUUAAAUCCAGAUACAAGGGAAUGAAAUAAGUGAUGUCAUAAUGUUCUUGAUAAAUUUUUGGCGUUUUGUGGCAAGCGUUUCCAUUCCAUAUGAAGAAUAGAUAACUUGACAGCCUCUAAUUCAUUCAGUCGUUAAUCUAAUCCCCACAAAAGGGAGGUAAUAAAGGAUAUCAGUAAUUAAUUGUCUCCAACUCAAACCAAUAGAUAAAAUAACAAGCUAUGUAUCAUUCCAUCUUGUGAAUCAGAUUUUUUCCCCUGAGAAAAUCAAAAUUAGACAUCACACUUGUUCCUGUACUGAUGAGGUGUCUUAAUAGUUAAAAAUACUUAAGUCUAAUUGCUUUCAUUGGUGAAUUUGUACAGGGAAAUGAAAUGUGCCAAACACAUCUAAUUUAGUGAUGAAUGGAGGAGUGCAAGGUUGUCUUCAGUUCACAGUGAGAACAUGCUUUCUUGGACUCUUGGGCAACUGGCAACUGAGACAGAAGCAAAAGGAAGUUGAGGAAAGAGUGAGAUAGAGACAAAGGUGUGUUGUAAAUCAAACUAAUGAAACUUUAACAAACA